AUGUCGGGUCGUCCAAAGCGUAAAGCAACUAAUAGGGCUUACAAUGACACCAUUGAUGAGUCUAUAUUUGAGGAACAACCUCAAAUCUCAAAAUCAGCAUCAGGAAGCAUAAAGAAGAGGUCGAAGAAGAAGGAGAAUAGUAACACCAGCAGUAAGAUAGGUACUCCAGCUUCAGAAAAUUCCCAAGACCUCAAAGCAGCAAAUGACAAUAUACCAAACGGCAUAUCAGCCGGAGGAUCUAGCACUUCCAUCCCCUACAAUUGGCAGCCCAUGCCAGAACCUGUAGAUUACUUUUCGCAUAAAUUAAAUUUGAAAGCAGCGUUUGUCGAUGUUACUACUCAGACGCUAUCUUGCCCAAACCAACCCUUAAUUCCCCAAACUUAUAAUGAUUCCUUCCAACCUGUAAAUACCAAUAAUAAAAGAAGAAAAUAUGUUGCUAAUAAGGAAAUGUUCACGAUUAAAAAGCAUGAUUUUAUAUACAUGGUAAGCGAGCCUCCAGGAGAACCAUACUAUAUUGGUUCAGUUAUGGGAUUUACCAAGAAGGAAGGUUCCUCCACUAAAUAUCAGGAUAGUAUUAAAGAUACUACUAAUAGUAAUAAGAAUCUGGGGGCCACGACGGGUAAUAAUUAUGAAGAUGCUGCUAACUAUGUUUUCAAAAUUCAGUGGUACUAUCGUCCAAGGGACAUCUCUAAAUCAACCUCCGAUUCUAGGUUACUUUAUGCCUCUAUGCAUACAGAUACCUGCCCACUACUGAGUUUUAGAGGAUUAGCUACGGUAAAGCACAAACAGGAUAUUGAAACUGGUUUAGUUCCCGUCCGUACCAGAAAUGAAAAUGGUACCGGCGCCAAUUCCAAUGGCAAUGGUAACUCAUCUUCGAGUUCCUCAUCCUCUCUGCCUUCUCCAACCACUCCCCUUGAAUUGUACUCUCAGCAACCAAAUUGUUUCUACUUUGAUAAAUUAUUCGAUAGAUAUAUGGUCAAGUUCUACGAUAUAAUACUGACGAAGAGUUUACUAAUUGAAUCUAAGAAUAAUGACAAAAACCAAAACUUUUUAAAAGCACUCAACAAAAGAUUCGAGUUCAUAUUCGUGGAAGGAACUAUAGCUAAGGCCUUCAUCAAUAGCUUUUCUUUGUCUUCUUGUAAUUGCGAAAAGUGUGGCCAGUGGUGCUCCAAUCAAGACUCAGUCAACUGUGUUGUCUGCAAUAAUCAUUAUCAUAUGCAUUGCCUAGAUCCGCCUUUACUAAAGAAGCCAAGUAGAGGAUUCUCUUGGUCAUGUGCUUUAUGUACUAAGAAGCACGAGAUGGAACAUCAGCGGAAGAAGAUGAUUAUGUUAUCUCAUGAUAAUAAGCUGUCCAAUGAAAUGCAAUUGACCAAUGAACUAAGUUAUAUAAGCUCUCCUGUCUCAGAAGCAGAGGACCAGGAUCAAGAAGGUGAAGGCGAUGGGAUUGAAGAAGAAGAAGAGGAAGAAUUGGAUGGUUUUGCUAAUUCGUCUUCAUUGGUGGACGGAUUACCCAAAUUUGAGUCGAUGGCAAAAGAAUUUUUAAAAUUAGAUUCGAAUUUAAGUCUCGAGCAGAGAAGAAUCAAAGAAGAGUGGAAUAUGAGAUACUUAGGUAUGCACGCGAGGCUUGAAGAUGGUGUUGACAUUGAAGAUAGAUCGCCAUACCCUAGGGCCCUGACGAGAUUAGGUGCUAGGCAUCAAGCUAUUAAUAUACCUGAGUACGAAGACCAUCCUAUAAUAUAUUAUGAUAAUGAAAAAACAUUAAGUGUGGCUAACGGUAAUAGCAAGAGAAAAGUCAGUAAGAAAGCACGGAAAAACAACAAUUAUUCGGAUGUCAAUGAAGCAGAGGAGGACCCUGCAUUUAUUAAGUUAGAAGUACCAAAAGAAUUUGAAGACCUUCCAGCAAGCGACUACCCUGAUUGGUUGCAACCUAGACCCAAAGGCUAUUUAGAAAGAGGCGAAGACGAUGGUGAAGGUAGAACUUGUACUUUAUUAUACAAACCAGCAGUUGAGGAUAUCGAUGACAAUUUUCAGAAGCUAGACAGAUAUGUUGAAAUGUGCUAUCCUAUAGCUGAGAAGAAGUUACGUAUAAUACCAACAACUCCUAAUUUUAUGGAUGCAAUUUUGAAAACAUAUAUGGAAAGUAGAGGCAAUGUGGAAGGCUCGCUUAAAAUAGUAAACUCUUUCACUAGAGACAGUUUAGCUGAGCCCACUUUGACCAAGGAAGAGAUUAAGAAAUUUGAAGAUGGGGUUAGGAAAUACGGAAGUGAAUUAUACCCCACAUUCAAGGAGGUAAAGUCUCAAUCGUGUGCAAUGAUUGUAAGAUAUUAUUACUUAUGGAAGAAAACAGCGAACGGAAGAAAAAAUUGGGGUAAUUUUGAAGGAAGAAUUCAAAAGAAACUUCAAAAUAUUAAAGAGGAAGAAAAGGUUUCGAAACCUGCAACAGAGAUUGAUUUCUUGGCUAGUACCGAAGACGAUUCCUCAUAUGAAAAUGAUCGUAUUCAAAAGGCUAAGAAUAUCAUGACUUGCAAGCAUUGCUCUACGCAUCAGUCUAUUCUUUGGUAUAGAAUUACGGGGCAUGAUGCAAACCCAAAGUCUGGAAGCUCUAAUGAUAAAACUUUAGGUUUGUGUUUUCGUUGUGCGAGAAUAUGGAGAAGAUACGCAGUGGUAUGGGAAGAUCCUCAAGAGGUAAAGAAGAAGAAUACAAGAGGAGCAGGUGGUUGGAAGAAGAAGGUUGAAUACGAACUUGUUCGAGAUGCAGAGAAGUUAUUUCGAGAAAGUCAGAAACUCGGUGGUGGGUUUAAUUACAAUGUUGCAAUUCCUGAGACAAGUGUAUUGACACCUCCUGUACUACCAGGCUCUACUACCAGCUCCAGGAAGUCAAGCAAACCAAGCAAUAGCACUAAGAAAAGUGUCACUUCAACAACUAAGGGAGACGAACCUCCAAAAAAGAAACGAAGCAUUGCUAAGAAAAAUGAUACAUCCAAGACCACUUCUGCAUUAGCUUCAACUGAAUUGAAGUUGGAAACUGAACCGAAAUCUCUUGAGGCAACGUCCGCUUCGGCACCCCCUUUGAAAUUAAAAGCAAAGAAAGCUUCAGCUCCGAAAGUAUCGGCUAUCGAGAAAAAAACCGUCAAAUCUAAUUCUAAAAAUGCCAAUUUGGCUUCCAAUAAAAAGGAAGUAAUUGCAAAAGCAUCUUCUAAAUCAGUAUCAUCCUCAAGUGCGAGCGCUAACAACUUAAAUAAGCAAUUUAAAGCACAGGACAGUACGAAUUCUAAUGGGAAACGUAAACGUAAUGCAGAACCAAUCAAAAAGGCUAUUAAAAAACGAAAGGACUCUGAUGACAAAGAAGCCCCAGAAGAAUUACAGGUCCCAGUUCCGAAAAUUGAAAAAGCUGUGGCAAAGAAAGCGAAAAAGGCUAAACCUACUAUUCCAAACUUAUCAGAAUCCAAUAAUGGCUCUUCAGAUAAUACUAGCGCUGUUGUCACCAAUGUUCACCUUUUAAGUAAGGAUGCUUCAAAUGACGUUCUUCUUGCAAAUUCAAAUAAGAAUUACGUCAUGAUAAAGUUUAACAAAAAAGGGGAAAAGAAAUUGACUAUGACUAGGGAUAUCCUUAAAAAUACUAUAGAUCAAUUUCGCCCGAGACAAUUACUUGAGGUUGGAGCUCAAUUGCCGGCAUAUCAAAUUCCUGCUGGAACUGUCGUAGAUUUACCUUUUUCUGUGAAGGAAAGAAAUUGUUCAGUUUGUCAAGAAGUAGAUGCACGGGAAGAGAGCGUAUUGGAGACAUUAAUUUGUAGUAACUGUGGUGUCAAUGUGCAUGCUUCAUGCGUAGGCGCUAGCAUAUCUAGUUCUAUUGUCAAGCCAGUAAAAGAGUGGUUGUGUGAACCAUGUGUCAAUGACCUAAAUCCUCAAUUUUCAACUUUAUAUUCCUGUAGUUUGUGUUUGGCAAAUGAAUCUAAUUACGAGCUAACCAUGCUAGGAUCCAAUAAAGUGAGACCUGACUUCUUGAAACCAAUAUCAGAUUCAGGUAAAUGGUGCCACUUACUAUGUGCAUUGUUUAAUUUUGAGUGUAUCAGCUUCAAAACUUCGCCAAAACGGGAGCGAGCAAAGGUAGAUAACUUUCCCAAAAUCGAUGCUUCAACUGGCAGGAUAAGCAAUUCUUGUUCAAUAGAAAGCGCAUCUGAAGUCUAUUUGAAAGGCUACGAUACUAAAUGUGGAAUUUGUCGUUCUGGAAAUGGGUCAUUGAUUGAGUGCGAUUUGUGCGAGAGUAAAGCAGGAUCAGUGGGGGAUGGAUCUGCGGUUAAAUACCAUCCUACUUGUGUUCAAGAUGCUUCCAAAUUCAGCAUUGGAUUCAAGAUACUGGUAGAGAAGACUCACAUCAAUGUAGACAAAGAAAUAAGGCUUGUUAAGAUAGGUGAGUUAGUCGGUAGGCUAAAACCAGUUAUUAGUUGCCCUAAACAUCAUGACUUGAAAAAUACGAAUUUUUUCAAUUUUAGAGACAUUGGUAAACGAGUUAAUACAGGAGAAGAGAAGCCAGUAAUUCAUUUGUUUAUUGAAGACAUCCUUAAAGCAAUCGAUCCCUCAAGUAAGUUGACCGGACCUCAAGCGAAGGCAAAUAAUUACAUUAAACUAACGACAAUGUUUGAGAGAAGCGAGAAAAAGAGAGAAGAAAGAACAUAUUUCAGAGUUUUGAAACAGCAUGAAGGUUCAAAUAAGAAUCACAUAGCAAAGGUUUGCAAAAAGUGUAAAGUUAAAGUGUCACCGAUGUGGUGGCCCAUUGGGACUUCUACAGUAGUCAAUGGGGAUUCACACGAUGAUUCUUCAUUUAGUACUUCGAAUGGCAGCGUGAAUGGAGUCGGAGAUACAAUUGUUUCUGCUGAUAUCCCUAAAAUAGAUCAAUUUUAUUGCCAAGUAUGUUAUCAUGACGAGCAAGAAAGUGAAGAAGAUGAGGCCAAGGAAGGAAGUAAGUCUCCUCCUGCAACACAGAGCCAAAGCUUGUUAGAAAUGUUAAGUGAACCAUUAACCGCAGAAAAAUUUGGCUUAAAAAGUAAUACAGAUAAAUUGCCAAUUAGCAGUUUUGGGAGGUCGGCCAUAUCUUUAGGCGAUAUACUUACAUGA
Molecule: messenger RNA, 5115 nt
Organism: Dujonia railenensis
Lineage: Eukaryota; Fungi; Ascomycota; Pichiomycetes; Serinales; Debaryomycetaceae
Source: the annotation of a GenBank genome assembly